Messenger RNA from Dovyalis caffra, 549 nucleotides. The record is from the annotation of a GenBank genome assembly. NCBI's taxonomy places the organism in Eukaryota, Viridiplantae, Streptophyta, Magnoliopsida, Malpighiales, Salicaceae.
AUGGAUGUGAGAAAAAUAGUGGUAGUAGUAGAAGAUGUAGAAGCAGCAAGAACAGCCCUUCAGUGGGCUCUCCACAACUUGCUUCGUUAUGGUGAUUUGAUAACUCUCCUUCAUGUAUUCUCUCCUGCUAUAAACUCAUCAAGAAGCAAGAAGAAGACAAGGCUACUUCGCUUGAAAGGCUUUCAAUUGGCUCUAUCAUUCAAAGAUAUAUGCAAGACUCAUGUUGCACAGACAAACGUUGAGAUUAUUGUAACUCAAGGCGAUCGAGAGGGUAGAAGGAUUGCUGCUAUGGUGAGAGAGAUUGGUGCCUCUGCACUUGUUGUGGGACUCCAUGAACAGAGCUUUCUAUACAACUUGAGAGUGAAGUUGGCCAUAAAAUAUAAUACUAGCCCAGGGCAAAUACAGCAUCUCUGCUGGGGCAUGUGCAAUGUCCAUGGUGGGGAAAGGGCUAAAAGUUUCUGGGAUCCACUUGGAAAUGGUCAUUUGGCAGAUGUCAGUUUGCCUGUGGUUGCUGACUCUGGAGCCUCUGACUGGAUUGCUUUCUCCUAA